Molecule: messenger RNA, 4707 nt
Organism: Miscanthus lutarioriparius
Lineage: Eukaryota; Viridiplantae; Streptophyta; Magnoliopsida; Poales; Poaceae
Source: the annotation of a GenBank genome assembly
AUGCCGCGCCUCCGCCUCCCUCUGGUCCUCCUCCUCCCCAUAGCCCUCACCAUCCUCCUCCUCCUCCUCUUCCCAUCUUCCCCACGCCUGCGCUCGCCCCCGCCGCAGCCGCUCCCCUGCGGCGCCGCGCUCUCCGAUGCCGCCGACGGCCGGUGGGUGCCGACCCCGUCCCCCGCGCCGCCGCCACUCUAUUCUCCGUCCUGCCCCUUCCACCGCAAUGCCUGGAACUGCCUCCGCAACGGCCGACCCCAGCUCGCGGCGCUCUCCUGGGCGCCCACCCGCUGCGGCGGCGCCGUCGUCCCGAGGAUCGACGCCGCGGGGUUCCUGGCCGCGGCCAGGGGGCGACGGAUUGGGCUCGUGGGGGACUCACUGUCUGAGAACCUCGUUGUCGCGCUCCUCUGCGCGCUCCGCUCGGCGGACGACGGCGCCCGCAAGUGGAAGCGGCGUGGCGCGUGGCGUGGUGGGUACUUCCCCAAGGAGGACGUCAUCGUCGCUUACCAUCGCGCCGUCCUGCUCGCCAAGUACACGUCAGAUACAAAAACAUGCAACCGAGAAGAGGUCUUAGAAAUUGGAACAACUAUUGAAACAUUUAAAGCUACUCUCCGUGGGGAGAAACGUCUGGUUGUUGGCUCCAGGGCCAUCACGUGGCCAUCAUCGGAGGAGCAGGCAGCGGUGCGCCCGCAAGCAGCAGGACGUGGCUUUCUUGUCCGGCGGAUGGUGUGGAAGAUGCGUAUGCCGCUCAGGCCGGCACUGCUUGAUUCACAGCCUGCAGGUUCGACCACUCGAGCUCGCCCAUACUUCCUGCAGAGGUCCAGGUGGCAUCCUGUGGAGAAUUCAGAAGAAGAUAGGAAGGAUGGAAUAAAAGGAACAUACAGAAUGGAUGUUGACAUUCCUGCUAAUGAUUGGAUAAAUGUCACCAAGUUCUAUGAUGUGCUAAUUUUCAACACCGGACACUGGUGGGAUACAUAUAAAUUCCCAAAAGAUACUCCUCUUGUUUUCUACAAAGGAGGAAAGCCGAUUGAACCUCCACUUGACAUACACAGUGGACUGAAAGUAGUCCUCAAAAGUAUUGCUUCUUACAUCGAAAGGGAGGUUCCUAGGAAAACACUGAAGCUGUGGCGCAUGCAGUCACCUAGGCACUUCUAUGGAGGUGAGUGGGAUCACAAUGGCAGCUGUGUAUCUGAUAGACUUCUUGAAGAGCAUGAGCUCAAUUCUUGGUUUGAUCCCCGGUUUGGGGGAGUGAACAAAGAAGCGAGAAUGGUGAAUUUAGCAAUUCAGGAAGCCCUAGCUGGCUCAGAAAUCCAGCUGCUCAACCUCACUUACAUGAGCGAGUUCCGUGCUGACGCCCAUCCAGCUAUCUGGCUCGGCAAGAAGGACGCGGUGGCUGUCUAUGGACAGGACUGCAUGCAUUGGGCGUCGUGGGACCGCGCCGAGGCAGAGCAGGAGGGUGACGGGGAAGAGGCGCGGAAGCUCCGCGCGGCAGCGUCGGAGCAUUUUCUCGCGGCGGCCAAGCUGAACCCCAACGAUGGCGUCCCCUUCCGCUUCCUCGGCCACCACUACGCCCGCGGCGGAAACAAUCAACGAGCGGCCAAGUGCUACCAGCGUGCGGUGACCCUCAACCCUGACGACGCUGCGGCUGGGGAGACGCUCUGUGACUUGCUAGAUGUUGAGGGGAAGGAGAGCUUGGAGCUUGCUGUGUGCAAGGAGGCAGCUGGCAAGUCACCGCGUGCGUUCUGGGCUUUUCGAAGACUUGGCUACUUACAGGUUCAUCAGAGGAAAUGGUCAGAGGCUAUACAAAGCCUUCAGCAUGCAAUACGAGGUUACCCAACAUGUGCAGAUUUAUGGGAGGCACUUGGUCUGGCAUACCACCGUUUGGGCAUGUUCACUGCAGCAGUAAAGUCAUAUGGACGAGCUAUUGAACUUGAUAGUUCCAGGGUCUUUGCAUUGAUAGAAAGUGGAAACAUCCAGUUAAUGCUUGGUUACUUUAGAAAGGGAGUGGAGCAGUUUCGUUCUGCUUUGGAAAUGGCUCCAUGUAAUCAUUCGGCUUACUUUGGCCUUGCUUCUGCAUUGCUUGCAUGGGCAAGGAAUUGUGUAACUACUGGGGCCUUUGGUUGGGCUGCUAGCCUCUUGAAGAUGCUUUCCAUGGGUGGAUGGGAAGACCAAAAGGGCAUGGAUGCACAGAUGUUUAAAGAUUCUGUUCAAGAGUGGAGAAAUACAUGUUUGUCAGCAGCAAAUGGUGCAAAACUCUCAUAUCAACGUGCUUUGCAUCUUACUCCCUGGGAAGCUAAUGUUCACACUGAUACGGCUAUUUGUCUUGAUCUAAUUUGUUCCAUGGAUGACAACAAUAUACUCAACCCCAAUGUUUGGGAGCUGCCAGAGAAAAUGUCACUGGGUGCCUUGAUGUUGGAACCAGUUAAUAAGGAUUUUUGGGUUACUUUGGGUUCAAUGUCAAGUUAUCUGGUUUUGAAGCAGCAUUGUUUUAUUAGGGCACUUCAUCUUGACAUGUCAUUGUCUGAAGCUUGGGCAUGCCUUGGAAAGAUUUACAGGCAGUCUGGUGAUAAGCAAUUGGCAAAACAAGCAUUUGAUCGAGCUCGAAGCAUUGAUCCUUCGUUGGCCUUGCCAUGGGCUGGAAUGUCGGCGGAAAAUUAUCACCAAUCUGGGAGCAAUCCUGUAAAUGAAUCUUUUGAAAGCUGCUUGAGGGCUGUGCAGAUCCUACCUCUGCCAGAGUUCCAGAUUGGUCUUGGAACAUUUGCUGCCCGUUCUAGUAAUAUUCUUUCACCUCAGGUAUUGAUGGCUGUAAGACAGGCUGUUCAAUUUGCUUUAGGCAUGAUGUACAAUUCCAAGUCAGACAAUGGACAAGCUUUUGCUGAUGUUUCAGUGAAUCUUGCCCGUGCACUGUGCAAGGCUGGUCUUGCAACUGAUGCAGCGCGGGAGUGUGAAGAGCUGAGAUCUCAAGGACUGUUGAGUGUUGAUGGAUUGCAGAUAUAUGCUCUGGCAUUGUGGAAAAUUGGACAAAGCAAGGAAGCUCUUUCUGUAUCUAGAAGCUUGGCUGAAAAUUUAAGUGGUAUAAAGGCGGAGAGUGCAACUGCAGCUUGGGGAUUCAUAUGCACCUUGACGUAUGGAAUUUCUGGGAAGAACUCUGCAGCUGCCAUCAUUCACAAGCUUCCUGGUGAACUCAAUUACAACUCACAGUUGAAAUUCAUUAUCUCUGCAUUGGAUGCUUUGCAUCCAACCAAGCGUCUCCAGCUGCCUCAGUUGAAUAUGCCUCCUAAGCGUACAGCUUAUGAAGUGAUGAGUGAAGUACACUCGAAUAUUGCUCUUGGGAAGGCUAUUGGUGCGGAAUUUGACAAGCCUUUGAGUGUUGAUGGUAGUUUGUCUUACCUGAAAAAAGUUCUGCUCAUGUAUCCCGACUGCAGUUUAGUGAGAAACCAACUUGGAUCCCUGCUGCUGUGGAGUGGAGAUUGGAUGGCUUCUCAUAAAGCAAUAAGGGUUACCUCUCUGUCGUCACAUGGACACACAUCCAGUAUGGGCCUAAGAUCACCACAUCAUGUUCAAGCCUGUGCAAUGGUUUCUUGCUAUGCUACCUGCCCCACUUACACAAAGUUCUCUUUCGCAACAUGUGAACACCAAUACCUAAGUGGACCUGAUGCAAUACACCACCUGCAAAGGUGGGUUCAUUGUGAACCAUGGAACCAAGACGCACGCUACCUGCUUGUGCUUGCCAUUUUCCAAAAAGCACGGGAAGAGAAGUACCCCAAACAUAUCUGUGUUAUUCUGAAGAAGCUCAUUAUGCAAGUGUUGUCCAAUAUUAGCAAUCCACACGAGAAAGAAGCUAUGCAGUAUGAGGUGUUUUUGCUACUUCUUUUGUCAUCAGAGGUCUGUUUGCAAUCUUUAGACUAUGAAAAUUGCAUUGCCCAAGCUAAAGAAGCCCUAAGAACCACCCCGUCAAGCUGUGUGGAUACUUUUUUUGCACACUUGCAACUGUGUCGGGCCUAUGCGGUGCAAGGGGAUCUUUCGAACUCCAGGAAUGAGUACAUGAAAUGCUUGAGAAACCAUACAAAUACUGAGAUUGGCUGGGUAAUGUUGAAGCAACUUGAAUCUGCAUGUUCAUUGGAGGGCUCUUCUGAUGAAAUAGAUAUAAAUCUGUGUGUAUGCGUUAAAAGGAAUGGUAGCGACUCAUCGAAAUGGGCAUCCCUUUUCAAUCUGGCGUGUGCUCAGUGCUUUCUGUGGGAUGGAAACUUUGAAAGCGCUGAAAAAGCUCUUGCUCAGGCAUGCAUUCAAGUAGAUCCAGAUAGCUGCAUCUUGUUCCUUAAUGGUGCAACCUGUAUGGAAAUUGCCCGGAGGUUUGUAGCUCCUCAAUUUAUAUCCCGCGCAGCUUCCAGCCUCAGAAAGGCCCAGCAGAAAUCACAUGCUUCAUUACCUCUCGUGUCACUGCUACUGGCUCAAGCUGAGGGCAGCCUUGGCUCCAAAACCAAGUGGGAGAAAAACCUUCGCCUGGAAUGGUUCUCAUGGCCCCCAGAACUGAGGCCUGCGGAGGUGUACUUCCAAAUGCAUCUGCUGGCGAGGCAGUCGGCUGCAGCUGUUUCUCAGCAGAACCAGCUGGUGGAGACGAUGCAGAGCCCCGAGUUGUGGUUGCUUCGGGCGAUUCACCUGAACCCGUCCUGCCCCAGGUACUGGAAGGCUCUGCUGCAGCAAAUGGAUGUGUAG